AUGUCCGCUCAACAACAAGUCCUGGGUACAUCGGCGGCCCCCGGGGUCACAAAGAUCGAGAAGAAGCCGGUCAAGUUCAGCAAUCUGCUGCUCGGCGCGGGACUGAACUUGUUCGAAGUGACCACCUUGGGACAACCGUUGGAAGUCAUCAAGACCACCAUGGCUGCCAACCGUAAGGACAGCUUCGCCGGUGCCAUGUCAAGAAUAUGGGGACGAGGUGGUAUUCUUGGAUACUAUCAAGGUCUCAUCCCCUGGGCCUGGAUCGAAGCCUCGACAAAGGGUGCCGUCCUUCUCUUCGUCGCCUCCGAGGCAGAGUACUACGCGAAGACGUUUGGAGCCAACAACUUUGUCUCCGGCAUCACCGGUGGCAUGGUUGGCGGUGUGGCCCAAGCAUACGCAACGAUGGGUUUCUGCACGUGCAUGAAGACGGUGGAAAUUACCCAACACAAGCUGGCUGCGCAGGGCGUCAAACCCCCGUCCACCUUCAAGACGUUUGCGGACAUCUACCGAAAAGAAGGUAUCCGGGGUAUCAACAAGGGUGUCAAUGCAGUCGCGAUCCGCCAAACCACCAACUGGGGAUCGCGAUUCGGUCUGUCUCGAUUGGCGGAGUCGGCCAUCCGAAAAGUGACCAACAAGGAACACGGAGAGAAGCUCAGUGGGUUUGAAAAGAUCAUUGCCAGCUCGCUCGGUGGUGGGCUGUCGGCAUGGAACCAGCCCAUUGAAGUCAUCCGAGUGGAGAUGCAGAGCAAGACCAAUGAUCCCAACCGACCCAAGAACCUGACUGUCGGAAAGACAUUCAAGUACAUCUACGAAUCCAACGGUAUCAAAGGACUGUACCGUGGCGUUACUCCUCGCAUUGGACUUGGCGUUUGGCAAACUGUUUGCAUGGUUGCUUUGGGUGACAUGGCCAAGGAGGCUGUUGAAAAGUUGACCGGUGACAAAGUCACUGCGAAGCACUAA
Messenger RNA from Exophiala spinifera, 960 nucleotides. RefSeq names its product mitochondrial DNA replication protein YHM2. Lineage: Eukaryota; Fungi; Ascomycota; Eurotiomycetes; Chaetothyriales; Herpotrichiellaceae. The transcript has 3 exons. Bases 1 to 960 code for a protein of 319 amino acids. The record is from RefSeq and is a predicted model, not a curated record. Gene Ontology annotation, biological process: alpha-ketoglutarate transport; mitochondrial citrate transmembrane transport. Gene Ontology annotation, cellular component: mitochondrion. Gene Ontology annotation, molecular function: tricarboxylate secondary active transmembrane transporter activity.